Molecule: messenger RNA, 2413 nt
Organism: Megalops cyprinoides (Indo-Pacific tarpon)
Lineage: Eukaryota; Metazoa; Chordata; Actinopteri; Elopiformes; Megalopidae
Gene: atxn3
Product: ataxin 3
Exons: 11
Coding region: 44-1111 (355 amino acids)
Biological process (GO): protein deubiquitination
Cellular component (GO): nucleus
Molecular function (GO): cysteine-type deubiquitinase activity
Source: RefSeq, a predicted model, not a curated record
GGGUCAAAGUUCAAAGUAAUGACGUCGCACCGACGAAUCAAAUAUGGAGUCUAUCUUUCAUGAGAAACAAGAGGGCUCCCUGUGUGCCCAGCACUGUCUGAAUAACCUGCUUCAGGGCGAGUACUUCUCUCCUGUGGAGCUGUCCUCUAUUGCACAACAGUUGGACGAAGAGGAGAGGAUGAGGAUGGCGGAGGGAGGUGUAACUAGCGAGGAGUAUAGAACCUUCCUACAGCAACCCUCUGGAAACAUGGAUGACAGUGGGUUUUUCUCCAUUCAAGUCAUCAGUAACGCUUUAAGGGUGUGGGGCUUGGAGCUGGUCCUCUUCAACAGCCCAGAGUAUCAGAGAUUGAUGAUUGACCCAAUACACGAGAAGGCGUUUAUAUGCAACUACAAGGAGCACUGGUUUACAGUGCGGAAACUAGGACAACAGUGGUUUAAUCUGAACUCCUUGUUGACGGGUCCAGAGCUGAUUUCAGACACAUAUCUGGCUCUUUUUCUAGCACAGUUACAGCAAGAAGGGUACUCCAUAUUCGUGAUCCGAGGGAACCUGCCGGACUGCGAGGCGGAGCAGAUCCUGCGGAUCAUGAGGGUGGAGCAGCGGCAGCGGCCGAAGCUGAUCGGGGAGGACGCGGCCCAGUCCAGCAGCGGACAGGCACCGGGGGACAGGGGUAUGUCAGUGCAGCGGAUGUUAGAGGUGGGGCAGGGCCUGGAGGAGGGCAUGGUUGAGGAGGACGAGGAGGAGCUGAGGAAGGCCCUUGCUCUGAGCCGACAGGACAUGGAGGUGGAGGAUGAAGAGGCCGACCUGCGCAGGGCCAUCCAGCUGAGCAUGCUCGGGGCAGCGGGCAGCAGUAAGCCCCCAGAGCCUGAUGCCAGAGAGGAGGGUGUCACCCAAACAGUGGGGUCCACCCAGACACCAGCAGGCACACAGAAUGAGAAGCUCACUGCUGAGGAGCUCCGAAAGAGAAGGCAGGCCUACUUUGACAGGCAGUCCCAACAGCAAGCACCAGCCACUACACCGCAACAACAGGAUAGCAAAAACACUGGAGCGCUGGCAGGUGGCACAGGAGAGGGCAGCAGCAAGCAGGACUCAGAGACCAAGCGCAGCCAGUGAGGAGCAGGCCAGGCCAGCAGAAGCCCAAGAUCGACUACUCUCUGACAAGCCCGUCCCCACGCUGACCUGCCACUCCGUCAGGGCCAGCCUCUCCCCCUCCCCCCCCCCACUCUGCGUGCGAAUGGACAGACAGCUGACCGGGGCCCAGCGUCGCUUUCAGGCUGUAUCCAAGAGAAAAAAAAAACAUUAAAAAUAAAUAACAGUAAUAUAAUAUGAUAAAUUUGAAACUCUGGUGUGGGGGAGGAAGGAUAGGAUUCUGUUAGUUGUUCCAAGUCUGCGGUGGCCUUCUACCACAGCGCCUUCAAUUUCUAUUUAUUUGUAUUUAUUUAAUUGUCAUUCUCUCAGGGGGUGGGGGGACUCGCAUGGAACGGCAGACAGGCGCGUGUAAGGGGGGUAGAUGGCACAGGGGUGAGGAUGGUGUUCAGAGAGAGAGGGGUGUAGUGAGGCUCCCAAGGCAUGCCACCAGCCCCUGCAUCACGGGACCACUAAGGGGGUCGGGGUGACGUUUUAAGCAUAAACCCCUUGCCUUCCUUUGCCCCAUCAUCUGUGAGGUAACCACCCCCAACGGGGCUGACUUACGAGUUACGAAAUUCGUCAAGGGUGAACUUGGUUUCCAGAAGUCUGGGAAUACAGGUUUGGCAUUAAAACAACAGCCCCUCAACACAGAGUCAGGUCUAAUUUGAAGUAGCCUUUAUUAUGAGAGAGAGAGUGUCUUUACAUUGAAAGCAUUAAAGCUCGCUACCAUCCUGCUUUUGAAUUGUACACAGUUCAUUUACUGCCCUGAAAACUUACAUUAUGUGCUGUAUUAACCCCUCUAAAAGAGUGGAAGAACACCACGUUUUAGCAUCUGUAUUUAAGUACAAUAAUGAAACAGUGUGUUUACAAAUAUUGUGUGUUUACAUUCAAUUUGCAAGUAAACAAUUGUUGCAAGAGGUGCCAACUUAAAACGUAUCCCUUGUUUAAAUGGUACAUACAGAAAUAUGGCCAUAGUUUAAAAUGUCCCAGCAGAACUUGAGAUGUGCACAUAUGGUGGGAGCUUUUAGUUGAGGGUCCAAGUUAAUUCCGUUCUUUCUUCCUUUCUGUUUUUCAGUUAAAAUGGAUCCCAUGGGGCUUUCAUUACAGGGACCAUAUUUGAGUCAGCACACACAAGGGCUUAAGGGUUUUACUUUGUCAGAUUUCUUAACAUUGUGUGAGAUAUUCAAUGAUAUGUUUUUUUUUUAUGUCGUAUUCUACAUCACCAUGUGACUAAAUGCUACAUCUCUGCAGCUGAAACUUUUCUUUCAAUGAAUAAAAUAACCGUUU